GUCGUAAGUCCCUCUUUGAAACAACCAUCAGUCAGUCGUGACGUACUUAUUAUGAGGAAACACUUUGCUGAUAAGUUGGAUCUUGUCAAGAAAAUAUUCACACGGAUCCCUCUGGAAAAUAGCAUAAUCCACAAAAUAUUUUAUGGAAUAAUGGACACGAUCUUGCCGGUAUCCUUCCAAUCACCUGGUGCUAUACGUCGGUGGCGUUUUUGUCCUUCAUCUUGGUGUCUCGCCACAAUGAACGAAAGAGCCGAUAGGCUGAGCCGUCUUCUUGCCUUGCAGCCAGAGUUCAUCGAUUUGGUGACAGCGGCUCUGGUGGAUUCAACUGCUGGAACCUAUAACGCUGCGGCCAAUUUCUUGUUUACCGAAUGCGAUGCGAUCUACCUGACCAGGUUGGCUAAUUUACCACCCAUCAUCCUGGAGUUUCAGACAAAGGUGGGACCUGAACUUUCUUCAUCGUGCCUUCUCCUAUUGUAUGGAAGUCUACAGAAGAUACAAUGUCCUUCCCAUUGCCUUGGUCAUUAAUACAGAUCACUUCGAGCGAUUUCGCUGGUGGGCAAGGUCACAACAACACAACAAUAGAAUGGAAUGUCCACUCUUGCCGAAGGCUGUUUCUUGUUGACGCAAGAUAGAACCAUGGAUUUGAUCGAUUCGGACGAACCCUGCCUCCUCUUGCGGUCGCUGUCCGUUGAUUUUUUUCUUUUAUUUUGGUAUCUCUCAUUCACCAAGCUUGUUCAUAGAUUAAAUUCCCAUGCCAUCUUCAUUUUAAAAAUCAAACAAUGCGGUUUUUAGAUAUGAUACUUUCGCCUCUAUAAUUGCUCGUCUCAAGUGCGAGUUCUUCAGUCAUCUUUAAGGACGUAAUAAAAUGCUUGAAAUUUAUCUCCUCA
Messenger RNA from Radiomyces spectabilis, 887 nucleotides. RefSeq lists its product as uncharacterized. NCBI's taxonomy places the organism in Eukaryota, Fungi, Mucoromycota, Mucoromycetes, Mucorales, Radiomycetaceae. The record is from RefSeq and is a predicted model, not a curated record. The transcript is spliced from 2 exons. Bases 52 to 525 code for a protein of 157 amino acids.